GCGUGACGCGGCGGCAGCGGCAGCCUUUCAGAAUUACGUAAGAAUCGCAGCGGCCGCGUCUCUCUCCGCAAUAACAAACAGUCCGAGGUCGAUCUGCGCCUUUUCUUUUCCCCUCCCCACCGACAUGGCUCCCACACCCGCGAAGGAGACGGAGAAGCACUGCGUGCUGUGCUGCCAAGAGGUCGACAUCUUCGCCCUGGGGAAGUGCGACCACCCGGUGUGUUACCGCUGCUCCACCAAGAUGCGGGCGCUGUGCGAGCAGAAGUACUGCGCCGUCUGCCGGGAGGAGCUCGACAAGGUGGUGUUUGUGAAAAAACUGCAGGCCUUCUCGUCUCUGCCCUACCACCAGUUUCCGUGUGAGAAGACGCACGACAUCUACUUUGGGGACGAGAGGAUCUAUGCUCAGUUCAGGCAUCUGCUGUUGUCAGAGUGUGUCCGCUGUCCAGAGCCCAAGGUCUUUGCCAGGUUUGAGGAGCUAGAGCAGCACAUGAGGAAGCAGCAUGAACUCUUCUGCUGCAAGCUCUGCACAAAGCACCUGAAGAUCUUCUCCCAUGAACGGAAGUGGUACAACCGUAAGGAACUGGCACGUCAUAGAGCACAUGGAGACCCAGACGACACCAGUCACCGAGGACACCCGCUCUGCAAGUUCUGCGAUGACCGAUACCUCGAUAAUGACGAGCUGCUGAAACACUUGCGCAGGGACCACUACUUCUGCCACUUCUGCGAUGCAGACGGUUCUCAGGAAUACUACAGUGAUUACCAGUACUUGAGCGAGCACUUCAGAGUAAGUCACUAUCUGUGUGAGGAAGGUCGCUGUGCCUCAGAACAGUUCACCCAUGCAUUCCGCACUGAGAUCGACUACAAGGCCCACAAGGCUGCAGCACACAGCAAGAACCGGGCAGAGGCUCGACAGAACCGCCACAUCGACCUGCAGUUCAACUACGCCCCGAGGCAGCAGAGGAGAAAUGAAGGUGUGAUGACAGGAGAGGACUAUGAGGAGAUGCGUCACAAUCGAGGAGGGAGAGGAAGGCCUCAUGGGGGAGGGGGACAGAAGAGCUGGAGAUAUUCCCGAGAGGAAGAGGACAGGCAGAUGGAAGCUGCUAUGAGGGCCUCCAUGGCGAUGCGUCGACAGGAGGAGAGAGGGCAGGUGCAGGAGAGGAGCACUCCCAAACACUGCAGAGAAGAGAGGACGGAGAGGUCGGAGAGGACAGAGAGGAUGGAGAGGACGGAGAGGACAGAGAGAAUGGAGAGAAUGGAGAGAAUGGAGAGAACAGAACUAGAAGAGCCCAGACACAGGAACGGACCCAUCAAACCAACAAUCAAACCUCCAGUCAGAACAAUGAAGAGCAGUAAUCCAGGAGAAGAGGAUGACUUUCCAGUUUUGGGAGCCACAGCUGCAGCAGCAGCAGCCAUUGUAAAGCCUGCUCCUGUAGCGGUUCCAGCAGCCCCUGCAGCUUUGAAGGAAGAUGAUUUUCCGAGCCUGUCAGCUGUUGCUGUGACAUCCCUCAUGACCCCGGCUUACUCUGCACCACCUAAGAAGAAUUCCUCUUUCCAAGAGGAGGAUUUUCCUGCUCUUGUGUCCAAAGUGCGCCCCCUCAAACCCACAGCAGGCACCAAGUCUGCUUGGUCCAGCAAGACUGCUGCAGCUAAACCCGUCAUUCAUCUUCCACCUUCCACCAGACACACCCCUCCCCUCCCAUCUGCUUCCUCUGGCCCUCAGCUCCUCUCCUCCUCAGCUUCAUUGUCUUCACGGAGGAAAAAGAAAGUAGGGGAGAUUGGGAAGGCAGCACCUCCUCUUUCCUCAGAUGAUGAGAGCGGAGGAUUGACGCAGCAGGAGUUCCGCUCAGUGCCCACCAUGUUGGAUAUCUCCUCUCUGCUCACCGUUAAAGGAGGCAACAGCAACAGCAGCAGCAGCAACAGCAACAGCAACAGCAAACCCUCCACCGUGACCUCCAGCACUUCAAACCUGACCCCCAACACCGAUGUCUCUACCUCCAAAGCCAGCAAGAAGAAAAAACAGCAGAAGAACACAGCUGCUCCCUCCUCGUCUGUAUCUUCAACAGUGACGACACCUGUAAAUACAAUCUCUGUGGAAACGGCUGCACAGAAGGAGAACGUCCCUGAGAAAAACUGUAACAAACCGCUUUCUAGCUCUGUGACAGCGGCACUGAUGAGCGGAUUGACAAAUGGCCACGCUGAGAAAUCACCACCCAUUAGUAAGGAGACAACUGCAGUAACCCCUCCUCCCUGCACAGACCCUCCUCUUCAACAAGAGGAAGAGUUUCCUGCUCUCAUGACAAAGAAGCCUCCUCCAGGCUUCAAGUCCUCCUUCCCGAUGAAGGCCUCAGCUCCUGCCUCAUCCUCCACAAUGCCCCCACCUCCACCUGGUCUGGGACUCUCAGGUCCUAAGCCUCCACCAGGCUUCACUGGGAUCCCCCUCAACAGCAAUGUGGUAGAGCCUGCUCCUUCUGCAGUCAACCUGCCGCCCAAGGUGUCAAGCAGCGGUUACCUAGUGCCAGAAGACUUCCACCAGAGAAAUCUGGAGCUCAUCCAGUCCAUUAGGAUGUACCUCCACAACGACGAGUCAAAGUUCAACCAGUUUAAAAACUACUCUGCACAGUUCAGACAAGGUGUGGUAUCAGCAGCUCAGUAUCACUGCAGCUGUAAGGACCUGCUCGGAGACGACUUUAACCGCAUCUUCAAUGAGCUGCUGGUGCUCCUGCCGGACACUGGCAAGCAGCAGGAGCUGCUGACUGCCCACGCAGACUGCAAGGCCUUGGAGAAACAGUCUGGAGGAGGAAAGAAAAACAAGAACAAGAAGAACGCCUGGCAGACGCCAACCAGUGUGGUCAACGUAGCAGCUGAGCUGGAAUGUCAGGUGUGCCCCACUUGCAGACAGGUGCUGGCCCGCAAAGACUUCAACUCCCACAAGACCCUGCACAUCAGGGACAGUGAGGAAUUUCCUUCCUUGCAGUCGAUUAGCCGCAUCAUUAGCUAGCCCCUCCUCUGCUCCGUUUGCCAUCAUGGGGUAUAUGUUCAGUGGCUCCUGUUGCCAUGUCAAAGCCCUGCAGAAGCCAGUAUGUAAAACAGCCACCUGUUUCCUGUGUGAGCGUGUCUCGGAGGAGCUCGGGGACUAUAUCUCAUGAAUUAAAGAAUGUUUAUGGCGUUUUAACUUUAUGAUGAGGUUAUUUAUCAGUUUGCGUGAAUGGUUUCACUGGGUCGCUCCAGCUCAGCUUUUUACUUCAGCUCACAUCCUUUGAGGACGUCUCCGGCUGCCACUGGCUUUGUCUGACCACAACCAUCAUUUUAUUAAAUGAAAGACAAGCUAAGGCUUUACUUGAAGAAUGUUCGGCUUCAUAAUACAAAAUUGUAUUGAGUUACAUUUUGUACCAUGUGCUUUUUACACAGACGACAAAAGCAACUGAUGUUUUCGUAACAUCAGAGUUGAUGGCUCUGUAUAGAUUUGUUCAAAUAACAAAAUAAACACAUCUUCAGUUCAACAUUUUAGCUCCAGAUUUAUUUAACUUUAGCUGUUUAGUUGCUUUCAAUUGUUGGCUGGUUCAUUGAGAGGAAAGUGUUUGAGUGACUAGGUUGUCCCCUGUCAGAGAUGUGAAAGGGUGAGUGGCAGGAAGAAAGAUUAAUUGGAACAAAUUUUGGUAUACGGUUUAAUUUUUUUAUUAUUUUGUGUACAAUUUUAAUUUAUUCUGUUUAUGUCACUCACCAGUGGAUCUGGUUUAUUUAGUUGACUGAUGGACUGAUCAAUCAGAGAAGUAGUAUUGCACAAAUUUUCAAAUGGAAACUAAAAAUCCUAAACAAUGAA
Molecule: messenger RNA, 3820 nt
Organism: Paralichthys olivaceus (Japanese flounder)
Lineage: Eukaryota; Metazoa; Chordata; Actinopteri; Pleuronectiformes; Paralichthyidae
Gene: znf598
Product: zinc finger protein 598
Biological process (GO): protein ubiquitination; rescue of stalled cytosolic ribosome
Molecular function (GO): ubiquitin protein ligase activity; ribosome binding
Source: RefSeq, a predicted model, not a curated record